Molecule: messenger RNA, 1156 nt
Organism: Frankliniella occidentalis (western flower thrips)
Lineage: Eukaryota; Metazoa; Arthropoda; Insecta; Thysanoptera; Thripidae
Gene: BORCS6
Product: BLOC-1-related complex subunit 6
Exons: 7
Coding region: 268-1020 (250 amino acids)
Biological process (GO): lysosome localization
Cellular component (GO): BORC complex
Source: RefSeq, a predicted model, not a curated record
UUCACAGGUUUGCCCCCUCAAGAAGUCACGGGAUACGCGGCAAGGACCUGCAAACCGCUUCUACCCUAACUGACCGCAAUGUUGUGAUCAGUCCGCAGAAACUACUAACAGUGCGAGUGAGGGUGGAGUCGUGGGAAUAGUCAGCUGUCUGGCAGUAGUAGCAGACGCCAAAAUCGGUUCUGUUGUUGUGCGUUAGAUCAACUGUCACUAGACUUUGUGUUUCUUGUAUAUCUAUCUAUUGAUUCAAUCAGUAAUCCGAAUACAGAAAUGUCGUCAGCCCUUAACAAAGAAUCUACCACUCGCGAGUGUAAAGUCAACAGGAAUUCCAAUGCCGUUUUGAAAAACGCCAACAUUGAAGAGGAAGAUGGUUAUGAUGACCAAAAACCUGAUGAAAUGACCGCUUCAUAUUCUGAGAUAUCUAUGGACUCACUUCAAAGCCCAUCAGUUGACUGGCUACCCCCAGAUGUAGAAGACAGCUUCCAGCGGCCUGAUCGUCUGGAGCUACGAGGAAUGGAUGCAGACUAUUUGGAGGAUUUAGAUGGAACAAUAACUAGAGAGGGAGACAUGGUCUUCUUUGUAGCAGAAGAUUUGGAAGCAAAAAUCAAACUUUCUAGCCCCAAAACAGCUGAUGCUCCGCCUUUCACUGGUUCACGAAGUGCUACACCUUGUCUGCAUCGACAAGCUCUUUCAGCACCUCAGUUAUCACCUAUAGAUCCUUACAUUUUAAAUGACCUAGAGAAUGAAGCUCGAAGAAUAGCAUCUUCAGUGGACACCUUAACUGAAAGUCUAGCAGGAAUUCUACGCAGUAUUUCAGCAUUAACGGUUGACUGUGUUGAAAUUUAUAGAGAUGCAGUUUGCAAGACAUGUGAUGCAGUGGAUUCAAACAUCAAAGCCAUGUAUCAGUUAAUGGCUAAAUGCGAAGAGCUGAGCAAGUCUAUGAAACCUAUUUAUAAACUUGCAGAAGACAUUAAGGAAGUGAAGCGUCUUCUUGAUAUGCUUGAGAGUGCUGUGAACAGCUGACGAUCAAGAAGGGUGGCAGACACUUCAAAGUAAUUAGCCACCGUCUUGGUUUACAUCAGCUAAAGGAAAUCUGUGAACUCUAUCAACUAUCACAAAGAUUUCAAUUAAAAUUCCACAGAGAAUAUGAGUUCCAUUA